Messenger RNA from Symsagittifera roscoffensis, 2212 nucleotides. RefSeq names its product CWF19-like protein 1. NCBI's taxonomy places the organism in Eukaryota, Metazoa, Xenacoelomorpha, Acoela, Convolutidae. The coding region runs from base 439 to 2031 and encodes 530 amino acids. Gene Ontology annotation, biological process: mRNA splicing, via spliceosome. The record is from RefSeq and is a predicted model, not a curated record. The transcript has 2 exons. Gene Ontology annotation, molecular function: RNA lariat debranching enzyme activator activity. Gene Ontology annotation, cellular component: post-mRNA release spliceosomal complex.
GUAGAAGCUGCCUCGUUCACUUCAUCAAAGAAUUCUUUCAAUCCGUACAAGGGUUUCAACUGAUCUCGUGUAACUUUGAACAGCCUGCGACAAAUGGCACAGCGCGGAUAUCCGGCCGAUAUGAACAGACCUUCAAGGCAGUCACGUGGCCUUCCACAGAAAGAAUGGCCACAUGGUAAUGCGACAGGACUGAGUUUGAUUUCUAAGCAGAUGUCACAUUUCAAAUUCGAAACUGAAAUUCGCUCGAUUUUUUCGGAGUUCGAUGCCAUCUAUUGGUCUAGUUAAUAGCUUGCAUAUAGAAGCAAACAAAAUAAAAUUGUCAUGUAUUUUUUUUCAGUGCUGUUCGUGCCUGACUGACUUCAAAACGUACUAUGUUUUUUAGAUUAAAUGUUGGUCUGAGAACUAAAACAUCGUGACAAAAACAAGAUUCGCUGCAAAAUGGACGGCGGUAAAUCAGAAAAUCAAGUGUUCAUACUUGUAAUAUGUAACGUAGCUGGCGAUUUUCGAAAAGCAUUUUCUAAAAUUUGGAAAGCAUGCGAGAAAGUUAAAAGUCUGGACGUGUUUGUCAUCGGAGAAUUUUUCAGUAAUCGAUUUCCGAUGACAUCAAAGCUGAUUGAGGCGGUGAUAAGCGAGGGCAACAAACUACCCUGUCCGAUCAAUGUGCUCAUGUCUUCGAAAGAAGUAGAGAGUUUAGGCGAGCAUAAGGAGCAACUUGGUGAUAAUAUCCACAUAUCAACAGGUCUUAACUGCUUCAAGACCGCGUCUGGCAUCAAGGUAAUAUACUGGACCGAGGAAGUUAACAAAGAAAACGACACAGAAAUGGCCACUGAUUUGAGCGACGCCCUAACACGACUAGCAGCUUCAAAAUGCGACAUCCUACUUACAUCCUCUUUUCCAAUGGGAGUGUACAAUUUCACCAUCGAUCCGUUGGAGUCGAAGAAAUUCGCAAGUUUGACUCUCUCGAAACUAGCUAAAGCAGUUUGUCCGAGAUAUCAUUUCUGUCCAAACCCUAAGGGCGAAUAUCAUCAGAGACAUCCGUAUAGAAACGAGAAUGUGUUGGCAAUGAAGAAAAGUAACCAUACGAGGUUUAUAACUUUAGCUGAUGUGGCAAGUAAGAGUUCGCAAAAAUGGGCGUAUCUUUUUGGAAUUGAUUUGAAUAAACUAGAAGCUUGUGAUAUCCAAACUGAAUGUCCAUAUACAGCAUCUUUAUUGAAGGGAACCGAACCAAAUAGUGGAAAUCACAAUUCAUCUUUAAGCUCAGAACAGACUAAUGCUAGUUUCAGAUGGUCAAGUUCAACGGAGGAUAGUUUCAAUGAAAAUGGUCCUAAAAAUAAGCGACCGAAGACAUCUUUGAACCACAAAAUCGAGAGAGAAUGUUGGUUCUGUUUGAAAACCGAAGCAUGUGAGAAACACUUGAUCGUUCAUGUAAACGAAAGCAGUACUUUCUACUUGGCGUUGGCCAAAGGUGCAAUACAUCCGGAUCAUUUAUUAAUAGUACCAGUUGAUCAUCAUAAAAGUGCGGCGAUGUUGCCGGAAGAUUUGCAGCAGGAUUUGGAAACAUUGAAAACGCAGGUGUUCAAAUUUUUUGAAAACCAAGAAAAAGACUGCGUCAUUUUUGAGAGGUCUUAUACACAAGUUCACUUUGUGUUACAAGUGGUGCCUGUUAGGCGAUCUGUGUCUAAGAAUUUGUUGCCCGCGUUUCAGUCGCACGUUAAUAAAAUCAAUGGAAUAGCGGUUGAAACUAUCAAAGCGCCAGGUACUUUGAAAAGCGCCUACGAAAAGAGCGAUAGAUGUAAUUAUUUUCACGUAGAGUUUCCGUCUGGUGAAGAGUUUUUCAUACCGUUGAGAAUAUCGAAUUUCCCAAUAAAUUUUGGCAGACAGUUCAUAUGCGACCCGGAGGUGCUGAAUUGUCCUCGAGCGGCUGACUGGCGAUCGUGUGUUUUGUCCAAGACGGAAGAAGAGGAGAAUCGGAACAGCAUCAAAGAUUCCUUCGGGAAGUUUGUGGUCGAAUUUGCUUCGGCAGAUAUUUGAUUGAGAUAUAAAACUUGUAGUUAUUUGUUAUAUUGUUUGCUAGAAAGUCUGUUGAUUAAAGAAAAAAAUGAUUAUUUACAAAUUCCACGUUGCUCUGCGAUCGCAAUAUCUAACCAUCGUAAACAAAUUAUUAAGGUUUCAACUUUGGGAUGUGUUACUUAUAUUCAAGCGUUAGGUCAAU